Molecule: messenger RNA, 930 nt
Organism: Salvelinus fontinalis (brook trout)
Lineage: Eukaryota; Metazoa; Chordata; Actinopteri; Salmoniformes; Salmonidae
Product: G-protein coupled receptor 183-like
Exons: 1
Coding region: 1-930 (309 amino acids)
Biological process (GO): G protein-coupled receptor signaling pathway
Cellular component (GO): membrane
Molecular function (GO): G protein-coupled receptor activity
Source: RefSeq, a predicted model, not a curated record
AUGCUCUCAAAUGCGACCAUUCCACUGUCGGUUGACUUCGACAGCCCCGAGGGCGUUCUUAUCUUUAUUUUCCACAUUCUGUUCGCUACAAGUGCCAUUCUCCUAGCUGGCUCGGUAGUGAUCGCUAUCUUUAGCACGAGAUCUCUGCGAAUACAGAAUCGGUUCAUAUUCAUGUUGAACACCAGCAUCAGUGACACACUGACUGGUUUUUCCAUUUACUACCUCGGUCUCUUCGACGUUCAAGAAGGCUACCCAUCCAGAAAUGGAACGUUUUACAUUUUGCCUUCAUUCCUAGGGGUGAAUGUGCUCACAUUUUUGUUUGCACAAUUUGACAGGUACUUUGCAGUGUGCCACCCCUUUUUUUACAAUCGCUUCAUCUCGCGUUCGUUUGUCAUUGGAAUUUGUGCAUUUUGUUGGAUUUACACCUAUUCCAUAUUAAUGGUGCAAAACAUGGUUCCCAUCUCAAAAGCUGCGCAGAUCAAUGCAUUCGGCGUUAUGACUUUGCAAAUAAUAGUUCUCACCAAGGUAUUGAUGACCAUCAAGUUGUACAUCAUAGCCAGAAACCAGCUAGGGCGAGAGGCACCCAGCACUGAGAGAGAUAACAAGAAAGAGUCUCUGCGCAUCAUAGUGUUUGUGGUCAUUUGCUUCUUAGCGUUAUGGGCUCCCUCCUUUGUCAAUAUCAUAGUGCGGCAGCUAACUUACCGUGGUCUGAAGUUUAGGAAUGAGGCAACGAAUCUGUUUGCCAUCUUGGCGAGGUUUAACGCAUUGGUCACACCAGCGUUGUACAUCUGGGGCAGCCCAGCACUAAGAGGUGCGGUAUGGAGAACGGUGUGGAGGAGAGUGUGUCCCAAACGGAAGGUAGGCUAUUACAAAGGAGUCACCAACCCUGGUCUUAUAGAGACCCCCCAGGUUUCCGUUUCAGACCCAUAA